Molecule: messenger RNA, 5649 nt
Organism: Exophiala dermatitidis NIH/UT8656
Lineage: Eukaryota; Fungi; Ascomycota; Eurotiomycetes; Chaetothyriales; Herpotrichiellaceae
Product: Cu2+-exporting ATPase
Exons: 2
Coding region: 348-4070 (1240 amino acids)
Biological process (GO): monoatomic cation transport; copper ion homeostasis
Cellular component (GO): membrane
Molecular function (GO): ATP hydrolysis activity; P-type divalent copper transporter activity; ATP binding
Source: RefSeq, a predicted model, not a curated record
AUUUGGAGCUGCUGUCGCUCACUUUACGCACAAGUCGCGCACUCGCUGCGAAGAUCGCGGUCCUCAUCCGCCAUCAAUUUCCACCAUGUUUGCAUGCUACCAGCACAGAACAGAGUCUGAUAUUGAGUGCAUUUCGCUGCGUACUGGUCUACGCACAAACUGCGCAUCUUGUCCAAGUCUGUACAAAUGAACAUAGUCUCUGGUAUCUCUCCGUUCUCCUCCGCUCUUUUAUGUCUCUCCUCGUGGUCAAAGCACUUCAAUUCCCACUUCCCCGGUUACACAAACCGCCAUUUGUAUAUUGACUCCGUUGACCUGCGCUUCGCCUUCGGACGUCGUUUCGCGAAACCAUGCCAUUCACUUCAACAUUCUUAGUCUCGAAUAUCCAUUGCCCUUCUUGUGUCUCCUAUGCCAAAGAUGUCCUACAUGAAGUUCCCGGCAUCCAGUCGGUUCACGUUUCACUGAUCGACCACACCAUUCGAGUCAAGCAUGAGCAUGACAAAACUCAGGAACUUAUCGUCAAGGAACUGCUGAAGGCAGCGUUUGAAGUCCAACAUGUCACAACCCUUGACUCCCGCGGCAGUCAAAUCUACGAUCGCGAUGUGUCCCCAGCCCAUUCCACGUACUUCUCCUCCCACUCAACCUGGCGGCUGUCUCGUGCCCAGCGUAAGCAUAUCGAGAACUGCAGAGCAUGUCAAGAGAAAAGAGCACGCGAAUCUACACGGAAGAGGUCAUGGACAGCUCGACGGCCGGGAUUGUUCAACACCAAAUCUAAGAGCAUCGAUAAUACAGUGUCAGGCGACACCCUCGUCGAUCGGAAGCCUACCAUAACCACUGUUGAUGGAGCCUCCGAUGAUGCGCCCGCCGAACAGUAUACCGCAACGUUCUCGAUCGGUGGCAUGACCUGCGCCUCGUGUAGCGGGACGAUAUCGAAAGAGUUGAGCAGUCUCGAGUUUGUGGAUUCGGUGGAUGUCAAUCAUAUGACGAACAGUGCAAGGGUUGUUUUCCGGGGCCCAAAAGAGAACUGUGAUAAAAUCCUAGAGACGAUUGACGACCUGGGCUAUGAAGCCACGCUUGAGCACGUCUCCAAGUCCUCGAUAGCGCAGUCUCGGUCGGAGAAAGACCACAAGGAGUGCCGGGCUUCUAUGAGCAUUGAGGGCAUGACUUGUGGCAGCUGCGUCGGUACAAUCACCCGAGGUCUUGAGGAGUUGCCUUUUGUUCGCUCGGUCAACAUCGACCUAGUUGGCAAUCGCGGCAUCGUAUGUUUCGAAGAUGAGCAAAACCUUUCAGCAAUAUUGGAAAAGAUUGAUGAUCUGGGAUAUGAUGCCACAGUUGUUAAACUGGAGGAUUCUUCCGAGUCCCGUGAAUCCUCCGGAAAAGCAAAAGAAAGGGCUGUGCAGAUCAAGGUCGAUGGCAUGUACUGUGAACAUUGUCCAGAAAAGGUCUGGUCCGCGGUUCAGAACGGCCUGCCUCAUACGAACGUCGACGGCCACCCAGCAUUUACCGUUACUCAGUCACCCACUCUCCACGACCCCAUCAUAACCAUUGUGUACCGGCCAGCUCCUCCGGACUUUACAGUGCGCAGCUUCAUCUCUGUCAUUAACGCUGCCGACGAAGCAUUUCGCGCAAGUGUAUAUCACCCGCCAACCCUGGAAGAACGAUCCAGACGAUUACAACGCAAGGAGCAAAAUCACAUCCUCUGUCGGCUCAUAUUCACCGCCAUUGUUGCCAUCCCUACCUUCAUCAUUGGGAUCGUGUACAUGAGCCUUGUCCCUAAGUCGAAUUCUACGAGACAAUGGUUCGAAGAGCCCAUCCUCGCAGGCAACGCCAUGCGGAUGGAGUGGGCCUUGUUCUUUCUGACCACGCCUGUCAUGUUCUACGGAACGGAUAUGUUUCAUACGAGGGCUUUGAAGGAAAUCAGGUCUAUGUGGAGACCCAAAAGCAAAGUCCCCAUCCUUCGACGCUUCUAUCGUUUCGGCAGCAUGAAUUUAUUGAUCAGCGCAGGGGCCUCGGUAGCCUAUUUUUCAUCAUUAGCCGUACUGAUUAUGGAUGCCACCACAAAUUCCACACCUAUGGGUCACGAUAGGUCGUCCAACACCUAUUUUGACACCGUGACGUUCCUCACAUUCUUUAUUCUUAUCGGACGCUAUCUGGAGGCGUACAGCAAAGCCAAGACCGGUGAUGCCGUUGCAAUGUUAAGCAAGUUACGACCUGCCGAUGCUUUGCUGGUGGACGUGCAGAGUGGAAACAUUCGACAAAUACCAGUUGAUCAGCUUGAGGUAGGCGACAUCGUUCAACUCCCACACGGCGCCUCGCCACCAACGGACGGCGCAGUCGACCAGGAAGGGACGUUUCUUUUUGAUGAAAGCUCUCUCACUGGAGAAUCGAAACCCGUGAAGAAGAUACAAGGGGAUGAAGUCUACACUGGCUCCCUCAACGUGUCGGAUCCAGUCAAAAUCAGGGUCACCGAAGUUGGUGGUACAUCUAUGUUGGACAAAAUUGUCGACGUGGUACGCGAAGGUCAAGCGAAAAGAGCCCCUGUUGAACGAAUUGCGGAUAUUCUGACAGGCUACUUCGUUCCCGUGAUUACAUUCCUGGCCAUCAUCACAUGGUUGAUUUGGUUAGGUCUAGGCGAAUCAGGUAUGCUACCACGAGCAUGGCUCGAUGUGUCGCAGGGUGGAUGGCCGUUUUGGUCCCUCGAGUUUGCCAUUGCCGUUUUCGUGGUUGCGUGUCCAUGUGGAAUAGGCCUGGCCGCUCCCACGGCUCUCUUCGUUGGAGGUGGACUUGCUGCCAAACGCGGAAUCUUGGUUCAAGGCGGAGGCGAAGCCUUUCAAGAAGCGUCAAACCUCGAUGCGAUUGUAUUUGACAAGACAGGGACUUUGACGGAAGGUCAAAUGCGCGUCACAGACUUUGAAUUGCUUCAUGACAAGCCAAGUGGCGGGGAAGAUGUGCUUGACAAGGACGGUAUCCUCGUGGUCGCUCGCAUGUUGGAAGAAUCAAGCACACAUCCGAUAGCCAAAGCCAUUGCAGACUACUGCACGCACGCCCCCAAUGGCAGUCAGAUCGAGCCGGUCGAAAUCAAGGAAGUGCCAGGUCAGGGCAUGAGAGGCACCUUCAAAAUCAAAUCGAGUGCUGGACCACAGAAAUUCGAAGCUAUCCUUGGGAAUGAAAGGCUUCUCGGGUCAGUAACCGUCAACGAAAGCUCCGUGUCAACAACAUCAGCGUCGACCAAAGUCGAAGAUGAAAAAGAAACCAAGCCUGUCAUCGACGAGGACUUCUACAUUACCCCGAUCCUACGAAAACACCAAGGGUUGGGACAAUCCACCGCCAUCUUUGCUGUCAGGAGAUUUGUCGAGACCGAAACCGCCGAGAAAGCUUCCCCUUCCGACCUCACAUUCCAUGCGGUGGCGCUCUUUGCAAUUGCCGAUCCCAUCCGAGCCGAAGCUCCCACAGUCCUGGAAUCGCUGCGGAAAUCCAACCUCGAAGUCCACAUGUGUACAGGAGACAACCAAACCACAGCCCGGGCGGUCGCAGCUCAACUCGGGAUCCCUGUCACCAACGUCCGUGCCGGCGUGCUCCCUCAGGACAAGGCCGCGUACAUUCGAGAACUACAAAGCAAUUCUCAGGCUAUUGAUGAGGCUACCAGUGCGCAGCGCAAACACAAACACAAACAUCGCCGCAUCAUUGCAUUUGUCGGCGACGGCACAAACGACACUCCUGCGCUUUCCGCCGCGGACGUUUCCAUUGCCCUGUCGACCGGUUCCGACGUCGCAGUAACCACCGCUUCGUUUAUUCUUCUCAAUUCCGAUCUAAACACAAUCCUCUCGCUUGUCAGACUGGCCAAACGGGUCUUCCUGAGAGUGAAGCUCAACUUCGCCUGGGCCGCCGUGUACAAUAUCUGUCUUGUGCCUGUUGCUGCAGGAGUUUUCUUCCCAGUGGGCGCGACUGAACACCAUGCAGGGUGGAGGUUAGGUCCUGUGUGGGCGAGUGUGGCCAUGGCUGCAAGCAGCGUCAGUGUAGUCCUGAGUAGUUUGGCGCUGAAGUUGCCGGAGAUUCGAUGGAGGGGGAAAUAGUUCCAUUUUUAUAUCAUUAUAUGGCCCAGUGAGAUCAUUGAGGCUGCGUCAUAAAUUGAUGUUUCCAUGGAAUAGGCCUUGUAAUUCUAAUUUUGAAUAACCAUAAAACAUUGAAUGAUUCCAACUUGGAUCAGCGGUUACUGUACAUUUCGGCUUCACCGAGCAAAGCUUUGCAUGGCUAAGAACAAAAAGGAGGGCAUCUUUCUCGGCCAUCAUACAGGAACUGAUGGCCAUCCACAAGGUUGUGUACCAGGUACCUGAUUAACCAUGUCAAGGAAGACGAAUACUAUUCCCAGAUCCCCGGACCACACUCACACCCAGAUGACAUAUACGCGAACGAUCUGACGACGGGUGAGUAGUAGUAGUCCCAUAGCACGUCAGGAAAGCAUAUCAAUGCUCGUUCGUUGUGAGCGAGACUCGUGAUAUCUAGCUCUAGCUCCAGCGAAAUGCAACCGAAUUGUUGUCUCCACAAGCAUCUUUCGCCCGUCGACACAACUUGCUUCCCUAGGUAUGUGAGACCCAAUCUACAAUCUACAACCUCUCCCUUCUAGGCACUCUCUCCAAAUCACGAAACCGCUCAUACUCCCUCAAACACUCCGGGUUCCUAAGCGUACUACUAACCUUAACAUCAUUCCCGCUAAUAAUCUUCUUGACCGCAAUCUCAACUUUCUUGCCAUUGACUGUGUACGGGAUAUCGCGGACAGGAAGAACAAAUUUCGGCACGUGGCGUGGUGAAAGGCCGUCUCGGAUAGCAGUUUUGAUACGUGUGGCAAGGGCGUCAUUAAACUCGUCCUCAUGACCGGGCGCCAUGACGACAAACAGGAAAACCGUCUCAUCUUUAUCCUGGGCGCGACGACGACCGACGCACAAUGUGUCGGCGAGGACACUAUUGAAUUGGGGGCCUUCGACGAUAUUGUAGAUUUCGCUGCUGCCGAAGCGGAUUCCGGAGGGAUUGAGGACGCCGUCGCUGCGGCCUAGGAUUUGUACGCCGCGUGUGGCUGGGUUCAUGACGAUGAAGUCGUGUUGUGCCCAUACGUCGAGGUAGCCUGUGGGAGUCUCGAAUUUCUCAAAGUACGCCGCGCGGUAUUUGCUGUGGUUCUCGUCAUCGCCCCAGAAUUUACAUGGCAUGCUGGGAAACGGCGCUCGACAGACCAGUUCGCCCGGUUGGCCCGUCAUGGCGAUGGAUUCGCCUGUGUCCGGGUCGAGAAUGUCGCAGUGGUGGCCGAGCGCCCACAUCUGCAUCUCGUUGGCGUAGACUGGUCCUGCUGGGUCGGUGGCGAUCCAGGACGAGGCAAUUUCCGUGCCGCCUGCGACUGAGGACAAGUGAAUCCGACGUGGGAAGGCGGAGUAGAACCAUCGAAAUUGCUCGCCUGUGAGGGUGGCUCCGGUUGUCGUGACUAGAGUCAAAUUGGACAGGUCGAAAGAUGAUGGCUUGAUGCCUGAUUGUUCGAGUUCCAGAAGAUAUCGUGGCGAUGUGCCCCAGUAGGUGACUUUGAACUUGUCACAGAUGCUCAGAAGCGUCGAAGGAUCUGGGUACAGCGCUCCGCCGUCGUAGCAGAUGAUGUUGGCGCCGACUGAC